Gastrolobium bilobum is the source of this 2563-nucleotide messenger RNA. Its product is annotated as cation/calcium exchanger 4-like. The transcript has a single exon. NCBI's taxonomy places the organism in Eukaryota, Viridiplantae, Streptophyta, Magnoliopsida, Fabales, Fabaceae. The coding region runs from base 279 to 2237 and encodes 652 amino acids. Gene Ontology annotation, cellular component: membrane. The record is from RefSeq and is a predicted model, not a curated record. Gene Ontology annotation, biological process: monoatomic cation transport; transmembrane transport. Gene Ontology annotation, molecular function: monoatomic cation transmembrane transporter activity.
AAACCCCAAACUUCUACCUUUCUGAAACCCCACUUAUCUCCUUCUUCAAAUCAUCGGGUAAGUUCCAAUAUUUCUUAAUUUCUCUUUGUUUUAGCCCAAUUUCCACGCCAAUUAUUUGUAAUGCAAUAUUUUCCCCAUCAAAUUCCGUUUCAAAUCGUCUCAAUUCCGAGUCUUUGGGUUUCGUUUCGCUUUCAAGAAAUUGAAACCCUAGACAGAUUUUACGUAUCUGGGUUUGUGUAAUUGGGAGCUGAAAGUCCACCGUGGAUAAAAGAUUGGAGAUGAAGGCGCUAAAUAGUGCAAGGCGCAGAAGGUUUCAUGGGAUUUUCAAUGGCUUUUGCGCCAUGGUUGUGUUUUUCUUCUUUUACAAUCGGGAAGACAUAAUUCGUAAUCCGCUUCUAAGGCAAUCCGCAUAUUUGGUGAAUCAUCGUUUGCCUCAAAAUGCGAUUUUGAAAGAUGGGAAUUCUGUGAUUCACCGUAGAAUGGUUGAAAUCAGCCUCAACACUUCAAGUGUAAGUGGUGAGCCUCAUGAGAAAGAUUUAGCUGUAAGUGGUGGUGGUGGAUUUUGUACUGGAUUGCUACGCCAUGAUGGUUAUGCUAGCCCCUGUGAAUACUUAAAGGCCAAUCCACAAUGUUCUUCUGAGGGAUAUCUUGAUUACUUGAGGUUUUUCUAUUGUAAGUGUCAGGGUUUUGGAGUGCUUGGUUAUCUAGUUUUGGGUGUAUGGCUUGCUGCUUUGUUUUAUCUCUUGGGAAACACUGCAGCUGACUACUUUUGCCCUUCUCUUGAGCACCUCUCAAGGCUAUUGAAAUUGCCUCCAACCGUUGCUGGGGUUGUGCUGCUUCCACUUGGGAAUGGAGCACCUGAUGUGUUUGCUAGUAUAGCUUCCUUUGUGGGUUCUGGAACAGGUGAAGUUGGUCUUAACAGCGUGUUAGGUGGUGCUUUGUUUGUUACCUGUAUUGUUGUUGGAACUGUUUCUCUAUGUGUUACAGAGAGGGGGAUUCGAAUUGAUCGGAGAUGUUUUAUAAGGGAUGUUAGUUUCUUUCUGUUCACUCUUGGUUCACUGCUUUUGAUUUUGGUUGUUGGUAAGGUGGGUGUUGGGGCAGCCGUUGCUUUUGUAUCAAUUUAUGUUGUUUAUGCAUUCAUUGUUGCUGCCAAUGAGAUAUUACGGAAACAUGCACAGAGGUUGAAAUUGGAUGCUGUCACACCAUUGCUUCCUGUCCAGGGAAGUGUGUUCUCUCUUGGUUCAGAAGAGGAUACUUCUAUCUAUAGCUCUUUGCUUGACUUGGACACUGAGAGUGAUCCUCCCCGUCUCCCUCCUUCCUUGCCACAGUGGAUGUGGUCUUCGAAUGUGGCAAUAUAUUCAAACCAAGCAAGUAAAAUCAAUUUUUUAGAUGAUGAAAGGCCUCCUUGGGGUUGGAGUGAUGAUUCCACGGGAAACACCAGGUUAUCAUUCUCUGUUUCAAAGCUUUUUUUAUUGAUGGAGAUGCCUCUGGCUAUUCCUAGACGGGUAACAAUUCCAAUGGUCCAUGAGGAAGUUUGGUCAAAACCAUUUGCUGUGGCCAGUGCUUCGUUGGCUCCCAUUCUCGUAGCCUUUUUAUGGUGCACCCAAGAUAAUGUGGGUUAUCAGGGUACUAUUCUUACUUAUAGUGUUGGCGUUGCAGUUGGAUGUGCACUUGGUAUUCUUGCAUACAAAUACACAGUUUCUGAUCAUCCACCGCCUCAGUUUUUGAUUCCCUGGGUUCUUGGAGGAUUCCUCAUGAGCAUAGUGUGGUUCUACAUAAUAGCAAAUGAGCUUGUGGCUCUGUUAAUAGCAUUUGGUGUAAUUUUCGGAAUUAAUCCAUCCAUACUGGGAUUAACUGUAUUAGCAUGGGGAAAUUCAAUGGGAGAUUUGAUGUCAAAUGUUGCAUUGGCAUUGGAUGGAGAAGAUGGACUUCAGAUUGCUUUAUCUGGGUGCUAUGCAGGUCCUAUGUUCAACACACUUAUUGGUUUGGGGAUCUCGUUGCUGAUUGGUGCCUGGUCAAAUAAACCUUCUUUGUUCGUUGUGCCUGAAGACAGUAGCUUAUUUUACACCAUGGGAUUUCUGAUCACAGCACUGCUAUGGGCCCUUGUUAUUUUACCACGCAACAAUAUGUAUCCUAACAGAAUAUUAGGAAUGGGACUCAUCACCCUUUAUUUGAUAUUUCUUUCUUUCACAGUGUGCUCUGCUAUGGGGCUCAUAUCAGUUGCUGGUUUAAGUUGAUUUUUCACAAUUGAUCUCCGUUGUAAUCAAAAUGAGCGUGGUUUCUACACGUCUUUGGGCCAUGAGGCCAUGUGCUAUAAAUUCUGUUCUGCGGACAGCUGAUAUAUUGGGCAAAAAGAACUUCAGAAAAGAAAAAAUGGGUCUCCAAAUAGCUGUAUUGGAGUUACUGCUUCAGCUGAAGAAACCAUUUUUGUAUACUUAAACAUGAUGUACUCUUGUACUAAAAACAAAAAAAAACAUGAUGUACUCAUCAGUUAGAUUAACAACAGGUAGUAAUCUCAUUACAUUUUUCGAAAAAUAAACUCCUAAGGAUACCCACGUACUGA